Messenger RNA from Ctenocephalides felis (cat flea), 681 nucleotides. Its product is annotated as 52 kDa repressor of the inhibitor of the protein kinase-like. The transcript has a single exon. The coding region runs from base 1 to 681 and encodes 226 amino acids. The record is from RefSeq and is a predicted model, not a curated record. NCBI's taxonomy places the organism in Eukaryota, Metazoa, Arthropoda, Insecta, Siphonaptera, Pulicidae.
AUGGAAGGAUGUUGUGAUUGGAAAGAUUUGAGCCGAAUAUUACAAAGACAUGAACAACGUCAAGGACACAAGGAAUGCAUGAUUAAAUGGAUGGAAUUAUAUAAAGCAAUAAAAUACGAAAAAACAAUAGAUAAGGAUAAUGAAAAAUCGACUAAAGGUUCACAAAAGUACUGGUUUAACUUAUUUGAAAGAAUGAUUGAUGUAAUAAACUACUUAGCUGUACACAACUUAUCAUUUAGAGGCCAUCAAGAAUCUCUUAAAUUUAGCAAUAGACGGAAUAGUGAUAAUUUUAUAGAUUUAUUCAAGUUGUUAUCGAAAUCUGAUUCGACCCUACGAGAACACAUGCAUCGCAUUAAUGAAAAAACACUUACUCAACAUUAUCUGAGCCAAGACAUUCAAAAUGAACUGAUUGCGUUAAUGUCUAAGUCAGUAGUUGAUGAAAUCAGAGUUAAAAAAGCAAAAUACUACGCCUUCUUGCUCGAUUGUACUAGGGAUGUCAGCCGCGUUGAACAAAUGCCCAUAAUGUUAAGAUUUUGUAACUCAACAGGAGAAAUAGAGGAACAUUUUGUUGGUUUUAUUGUCGUCGCAGAAACAACGGGAGAGUACAUAACAAAAUCAAUACUAGAAGAAUUAGACAAAAAUGGAACUAGACAUUCAAAACUGUCGAGGACAUGGGCAUGA